UGCAGUUCAACGACUUCAAUCUACUGCACAAUAGCAGUCUGCCCAUUACUGACCUAAACCUUGCUCUUGCAUACUACAGUACACUUUGAUGUAGUACAUUAUACCAAUCCCAUUAUAAUCAAAAAGGUUGGUUGCAGCAGCAGCAGCAGCAUCAGACAUGGGAGAAAACACACAAGAACUAGCAGAUCAUGGCCUUUAUUGUUCACACCCCAGGAAGCUCCUCAGUUGUUCUUUCUUUGUUCUCUUCACCUUGUCUCUCAUCUACUUCAUCUUCUACUCCUCUCCAUCUUCUUUCGCCUCCUACGCCGAUCUGUUCGACAAAUUCAAAACACAGGGAGCAGCCAAGAACAUAUCAUCUCCCCCACCACCUCCUCAAGCUUGGUUGCAAUGUGACUACAGCGACGGGAAGUGGCUGUGGGACGACAGCGUCACCGGCCCGCGGUACGACAGCGAGAGCUGCGACAUGAAGAGCACGGAGAAAUGCGUCGUCAACGGCAAGCCGGACAAGGGCUACCUGCACUGGCGGUGGCAGCCGGCUGACUGCAGCCUCCCGGCGCUCGACCCGGCGGGGUUCCUCCGGCUGGUCCGGGGCAAGCGCCUCGCCUUCGUCGGCGACUCCACGGCGCGGAACCAGGCCGAGGCCCUCGUCUGCCACCUCUCCACGGUGGCGCGCCCGGCGACGGCGCACCGGUACGAGGAGCGCCUCGGGCGCAAGUUCUGGCGGUGGGUCUUCCCGGCGCCCCACAGCGUCACCGUCUCCACCUACUGGUCGCCGCUGCUGGUGCGCGCCGAGGGGCGCUCGGAGGACUACUCCAUGACGCAGCAGGCGGUGAUCCUCGACGAGCUCACCGAGCCGUGGGCCGCCGACGCCGACGCCAUGGACGUCGUGGUGGUCUCGGCAGCGCACUGGUUCCCGCGGCCGGCCAUGUACUACGAGGACGGGGAGGUCGUCGGCGUGUACUCCCGCCCGGACGUCAACAAGACCGACAUCGGCUACCUCGGCGCGUACCGCAAGGUGCUCCGGAGGACGCUGGAGUACAUCAACGCCAACUCGACCGGCGACAAGCUCGUGGCGGUGGCCACCAUCGCGCCGGGGCACUUCGACCUGGCGCGCAGCUGGGACCACCGCGACGCGUGCUCGCGCACGGAACCGUACGAGGCCCGGGAGGCGGAGGUGGCGGCCGCGGACGCCGAGAUGAGGAAGGUGGUGCUAGAGGAGGUGGCGGCGGCGGCGGGGAGGCGGCGGCGCGGGGUGCGGUUCGAGGCGCUGGACGUGACGAGGCUGGCGACCUUGCGGCCCGACGGGCAUCCUGGCCCCUACCUCUUCGCGCACUCGUACGACUGGCGGCCGGUGCCGGAGACCGUCGCCAACGACUGCCUGCACUGGUGUGCGCCGGGGAUCGUCGACACGUUCAACGACAUGCUGACCAAGAUGAUCGUCGCCGGCGGCUGAUCUGAAUGGAUCUUGGCUGAACAUUGCAGUGUAGUUUGUCCACACAUGCAUUGUUUGACAUUAGUUUGGUCAAAGUUCAAAUUCAAUAUUACUCGUGGCAGGCGAAACCACGAAAUGUUAAAGGUCGUUUCUUCAAAAAAAAAAAACGAAAUGUUAAAGGUCUCAA
This is a messenger RNA of Panicum virgatum (switchgrass), 1619 nucleotides long. RefSeq names its product protein ALTERED XYLOGLUCAN 4-like. Gene Ontology annotation, molecular function: O-acetyltransferase activity. The transcript has 2 exons. Gene Ontology annotation, cellular component: Golgi apparatus. The record is from RefSeq and is a predicted model, not a curated record. NCBI's taxonomy places the organism in Eukaryota, Viridiplantae, Streptophyta, Magnoliopsida, Poales, Poaceae. The coding region runs from base 158 to 1453 and encodes 431 amino acids.